UUUUGAAAUUGUUGAGUAAUGAUGUUAAAUUUAAGGGACAAAAAAUUUUCUCUCCUCCUUUGUUACUAGAAAAUUCCGCCUCCUUAAUUACUGAUAAAAGCGGAAGCGUUUAAGCUAACGAGCACCGAAUGCGGACUCAUAUUCAGUCUGCAGUAUUGCUGGCGAAGAAAAAAGGCGAUUGAAUAAAAACACCACCCACACUGUACCAUGGCAGGCAUCCGAGUGGUCUCCACAACUACAAUCCAAGCACGAAGUCAAAUUAAUAAUGGUGAUUCGCUUAAAGAAAUCGAGCUCAAUCCCUGGGAUCUUCAGUUUCUGCUAAGUGAAUAUGGCCAAAAAGCUGUUCUUUUCCACCAACCAACCUUAUCUUCUUCUUCUUACAUAAGGAAAACGAUCCAGCACCUUAAGGACUCUCUUUCUUCCUCCCUCGACUUCUACCCGCCCCUUGCCGGCCGUUUUGUUAUCGCCCAUCACGGCGGCGAUGAUGAUACCUUCUCUGUCUCAGUCACUUGCAACAACGCCGGAGCAAGUUUUGUUCAUGCUAUUGCUGAGAACAUCACAAUUGCAGAUAUUAUUGAAUCGCCUUAUGUUCCGCCAUUUGUCCACUCCUUCUUCCCGCUGUACAGAUCCAAGAACAUCGAAGGAAGUCGGAUCCCGUUAUUGGCCGUCCAAGUUACUGAGCUCGUCGACGGCAUCUUCAUGGCUUGUUCGAUUAACCAUUGUCUUGCUGAUGUAAAGCCCUUCUGGGAUUUCUUGAACACAUGGGCUAACAUCUCCCGACAUGGUUUAAACCACAUAGAGUCCAAUUCGAAGCUGGCUUCAUUCAAGCGAUGGUUUCCCCAAGGUAAAAUAGCUCGCCCUGUACGAAUCCCAUUAAGAGAAAUCAUGGAGAGUGAUGGUAAACUUAAGGGAUCCAUUGGUUCGCAUCAGGCUUUUCCAUUCUCUCAAAGGAUCUUCCACUUUAAAAGUAAAAAAAUCGUUGAAUUAACAGAAAAAGCUAACUUAGAGGUAGCAGAUGGCCACAUCAGCCACAAAAUCUCCUCCUUGCAAGCUCUUACCAGCCACGUUUGGAGAUCUAUGAUCAAAAACCAGCAUCUUGAUCCAGAAGAAGUGGUUACUUACAGAUUCUUCGUAGCUGCUGGACCCAGAAUUUCUGAUCCACCAAUACCUAGAAACUAUUUUGGACCCACUGUUCAACAUGCCUUUUUGACGAUGAAAGUAAGAGACUUGGUGGGAGAUAGAGGGCUUGGCAAGUUUGCUUUGGAGAUGAACAGGGUGAUAUCCUCGUUCACAGAGGAAAAUAUCAAGAAGGACUUCGAAGCAUGGGCUAGAAAUCCCACGAUGCCAUUACAGAGUGGCCCAAUCGGGAAGUUUAUGGGAACUAGCAGUUCUCCAAGGACCAACUUUUACGCCAUUGAUUUUGGGUGGGGAAGACCGGUGGCAGUUCAUAGCUGCCUUCCUAGUCCAAAGAAUUGGAAGCUAGUGGUUGAUGCCGGAGCAGAAGAAGAUAGUUUAGAAAUUGAGGUGUAUGCUUCCUUUGAGAUGCUUGAAGCUCUAGCAAGUGACACUGAAUUCAUGCGCGCGGUGUCUCCGAGGCCGGUGCCGGCGCCGGCGGGAGGGAUAUCCAGUAAACUAGCACAAGCUCGAUUGUGACACAAUGAACGAGAGCUUGCUCUGAUGCUUUAUAUAUAUGUCGUUCUUUUUACAAGCAUCUUUUAUGUUACAUAGUUGCAUUACAAGUUUGCACCUUAAAUUAAACAGCAAAGUGAUCUCAAAAUGAACGGUGGAGCUAGAGAAAUAAGCAGUCGCCGUGGGCAACACGGAUAUGAAGGCAAGUGACUUGGAUUCUGUGACAUUUUCAUGAGGGUAAUCUGGUGGACAGCAAUGACAGAUUCCAAAAUCGUCCUCCAAAAUUGGCACAGCAUCAAAUAAAGGCAUUCUACGAUGUUUCUUCAA
Neltuma alba is the source of this 1956-nucleotide messenger RNA. RefSeq lists its product as uncharacterized. The transcript has a single exon. The record is from RefSeq and is a predicted model, not a curated record. Lineage: Eukaryota; Viridiplantae; Streptophyta; Magnoliopsida; Fabales; Fabaceae. The coding region runs from base 208 to 1653 and encodes 481 amino acids.